GAUAUAGAGAUUGCAUUUUGAAAAUCAGUGAAUGGAUCUAAACUUUACAUUGGCCACAUGAUGUCGCUGUACACCACAAAGUCUUGUCAAAAGGAGCUACUGAUCACUAAAAGUAAAGGAGGAAGCUCCAUUUUGUCACUGCCUGAAGAAGACAGAAACGGUAAAGAGAUAAAUGAUUGGAAAUAUUAGAUAAAAAUAGCAUGAUUUUGAAGUAAGGAGAGAGCAUAAAAAAGGUGUAGUCCUUUUGCAAUGGUGUUUUCUAGGAGAGGAGGCCUGGGAGCCCAGGAUCUGCUUCUUUCGCUUCUGCUCCUCGCAGCCUGGGAGAUGGGGAGCGGCCAGCUCCACUACUCGAUCCCGGAGGAAGCCAAACACGGCACCUUUGUUGGCCGCAUUGCUCAGGACCUGGGGCUGGAGCUGGCGGAGCUGGUGCCGCGCCUGUUCCGGGUGGCGUCCAAAACACACGGGGACCUUCUGGAGGUAAAUCUGCAGAAUGGCAUUUUGUUUGUGAAUUCUCGAAUUGAUCGCGAGGAGCUGUGCGGGAGGAGCGCGGAGUGCAGUAUCCACCUGGAGGUGAUUGUGGACAGGCCGCUGCAGGUUUUCCAUGUGGAGGUGAAGGUGAAAGAUAUUAACGAUAAUCCACCCGUCUUCAGAGGCAGAGAACAAAUAAUAUUUAUUCCUGAAUCUAGACUCCUGGAUUCGCGUUUUCCGAUAGAAGGAGCUGCUGAUGCAGACAUUGGUGUUAACGCUCUUCUAGCGUACACCCUCAGCCCGAGUGAUUAUUUCUCUUUGGAUGUACAGUCAAGUGAUGAACUGAGUAAAUCUCUUUGGCUUGAAUUGAGAAAAUCUUUGGAUAGAGAAGAAACACCAGAACUUCGCUUAUUACUGACAGCCACUGACGGGGGUAAACCGGAGCUGCAAGGUACAGUUGAGCUGCUGAUCACCGUCCUCGACGUUAAUGAUAACGCCCCACUGUUUGACCAGGCCGUAUACAGAGUCCACUUAUUAGAGACUACAGCAAAUGGAACAUUAGUGACCACAUUAAAUGCCUCCGACGCUGACGAAGGUGUAAAUGGUGAAGUUGUCUUUUCCUUUGACAGUGGUAUUUCUCAUGACAUUCAAGAAAAAUUCAAAGUUGAUUCCAGCUCAGGAGAAAUCAGGUUAAUUGAUAAACUGGAUUAUGAAGAAACAAAAUCCUACGAAAUUCAAGUAAAGGCAGUUGAUAAAGGAAGUCCUCCGAUGUCAAACCACUGCAAGGUUUUGGUGAAAGUGCUGGAUGUAAACGAUAAUGCUCCAGAACUGGCGGUCACUUCAUUGUAUUUGCCUAUCAGAGAGGACGCUCCACUCAGCACCGUCAUCGCCCUCAUCACCGUGUCUGACCGUGACUCAGGUGCCAACGGGCAGGUGACUUGCUCCCUAAUGCCCCGUGUACCCUUCAAGCUGGUGUCCACCUUCAAGAAUUACUACUCGUUAGUGCUAGACAGCGCCUUGGAUCGCGAGAGCCUGUCGGUCUUUGAGCUGGUGGUGACCGCGCGGGACGGGGGCUCGCCUUCGCUGUGGGCCACAGCCAGCGUGUCCGUGGAGGUGGCCGACGUGAACGACAACGCGCCAGCGUUCGCGCAGCCCGAGUACACAGUGUUCGUGAAGGAGAACAACCCGCCGGGCUGCCACAUCUUCACGGUGUCUGCGCGGGACGCGGACGCGCAGGAGAACGCGCUGGUGUCCUAUUCGCUGGUGCCGCCUCUGGGCAGCAACGUGACGCUGCAGGUGUUCGUGCUGGACGAGAAUGACAACGCGCCGGCGCUGCUGGCGCCUCGAGUGGGUGGCACUAGCGGUGCAGUCAGUGAGCUGGUGCCGCGAUUGGUGGGCGCGGGUCAUGUGGUGGCGAAGGUGCGCGCAGUGGACGCCGACUCAGGCUACAAUGCGUGGCUGUCCUAUGAACUACAGCCGGCGGCAGGCGGCGCGCGCAUGCCGUUCCGCGUGGGGCUGUACACGGGCGAGAUCAGCACUACUCGUGUUCUGGACGAGGCUGACUUGUCGCGCUACCGUCUUCUGGUGCUGGUGAAGGACCACGGUGAGCCGGCGCUGACAGCCACAGCCACUGUGCUUGUGACUCUGGUAGAGAGCGGCCAGACGCCAAAGGCCUCUUCGCGGGCGUCGGUGGGUGUCACGGGGCCAGAGGCGGCGCUGGUGGAUGUCAACGUGUACCUGAUCAUCGCCAUCUGCGCGGUGUCCAGCCUGCUGGUGCUCACACUGCUGCUGUACACGGCGCUGCGGUGCUCAGCGCCGCCCACCGAGGGUGCGUGUGCGCCGGGCAAGCCCACUCUGGUGUGCUCCAGCGCGGUGGGGAGCUGGUCGAACUCACAGCAGAGGCAGCAGAGGGUGUGCUCUAGCGAGGGCCCACCCAAAACCGACCUCAUGGCCUUCAGCCCAGGCCUACCUCCAAGUCUUAACACGUCAGAAAGAAAUGAACAACCAGAAGCAAAUUUGGAUCUUUCUGGUAAUGUAAGUCCAACUUUCGAGUUUUGGCUUUAAAUAGUUUUCACAUUUAACUUGUCUAAUCAUCUUUUCAAAUAUCACUUUAAAACAAUGUCUUCAAGGUGUUCACUAACGUUGAAAUAAAUCGUACCGUUGAAUGUAGAUAUCCUAUUAAUGCCAGUUUUGUCUCGAAUGGAAC
Mandrillus leucophaeus (drill) is the source of this 2674-nucleotide messenger RNA. Its product is annotated as protocadherin alpha-1. Gene Ontology annotation, cellular component: plasma membrane. Bases 250 to 2532 code for a protein of 760 amino acids. The transcript is spliced from 2 exons. Lineage: Eukaryota; Metazoa; Chordata; Mammalia; Primates; Cercopithecidae. Gene Ontology annotation, molecular function: calcium ion binding. Gene Ontology annotation, biological process: homophilic cell-cell adhesion. The record is from RefSeq and is a predicted model, not a curated record.